Pisolithus orientalis is the source of this 2001-nucleotide messenger RNA. RefSeq lists its product as uncharacterized. The transcript is spliced from 6 exons. The coding region runs from base 1 to 2001 and encodes 666 amino acids. NCBI's taxonomy places the organism in Eukaryota, Fungi, Basidiomycota, Agaricomycetes, Boletales, Pisolithaceae. The record is from RefSeq and is a predicted model, not a curated record.
AUGUCUCUGCUCGCCCUCCCCUUCGAAAUCAUCGAGCGCAUUGCGAUUAACCUCGCCGAUGCUCAUGGCAUCCAGGCUCUCCUCCCGCUCCAGCUCACCUGCAGAUAUCUCAACUCCUCCCUCGGGAUCACCACCAACCCCCACAUAUUCGCCUCGUACUUCGCAUCGCACUACGACGUCUCCUCUGUGUCCCGUCGCCUCGGCCCUCAAGCUGCCAAGUCGUCUUCCUAUGUUGCCCAGCUUCUGCGCUACACCCAUACCCUCGCCCGCAUCCGCUCGGGAGACAUCCAUGCCGACGACCUCUGCCACACGUUCUGGACGUCGUACCUCAUGCUCAUAGAGGACGACGGGAAGAACCGUGCAAGCCUCGAGGCAGCUGGCUUGCCCGAUUUCGUAGACCGCUUUGUCCGCGAGCAUCUCUACGACGGACACCGGAACGGUUGGCCCGCAGACAACGCCGUCAACUCCCUUGCCUUGUGGCUCCUCUGGCUCACAACCACCGAAGAUCGACUUCGAGCGGAGUCGUCUCCUCAGCGGGCACAGAUGAUCAGACUCAUGCUGCCUUUCGUAGUCAUGCCAGUUCGGUACCCUUCCGCCUUCGCUCCCGAUAUCCACUUCUCCCUGCCGCUCUCACGCGACAUAAACACCGUUCCACACUCCGUACCUACUGUGCACGGCCCAUACCCCCACUACCUAUACGAUCGGUAUCACAGAGCACAGUUCUACUCCGUGUCCGACUUGGAAAUCGGCAUACCGCUUGCGUCUAUCGCCGCAAAACUUGUCUACAUAUCUAGAACGGAAGUCUUCCCCGUCGCCGUACCGCCUCACAUCCCUCGCAACCGCCAACAUGCCCUCCAGCUUGGUCUCACUAUGGUCGGCCCUACGCAAGAAGACGUGCACGAACUCAACGCGAACAAAGUCGCCAAGCUUCUCCCGACGACGCGGCCCGAUGGUAACUGGUCAGAGGGUAUUCGGGGCUGGGAUACCAUGACAGCGGAUCAACGCGCAGCCAACGCACCGAGUGCGAGGUGGGACAACGAUUGGAACAGGUUGGUCGACUGCACCGACGUUUUCAGGCCGGUCUCCCUCAAGCGUUCGCAUUAUACCCCUGGAACAAUGUCCGGCUUAUGGCAAGGACGAAUGCUCGUUGCAGACGACACUGCGCUCGAAACCUUCCUCCAGAUCCCCCAGAUGCCUCCUAAUUUCAACGAACAAACCCUCGGAGUCAUAGUAGCACCAGUCUUUAUGCGCCUUCGUGAGUACGUGUGUAUGGACGUCGCCUCCAACGAGCCUGUUCCUGCCGGUAAGAUGGAGGAUGGAAAGCAUAAUGCAUGGUUCCCAGCGUCCAUGCGGCGUUUCGAGCAUCAGAACGAGCUCACUCUCAGUUAUACCGUCCAAGACCCAACUGCUCCUCACCGCCUCGUCGAGGAAUCUAAGCGCUAUCGUGAAUACGUUCCCGAUGGAUCUAUGCACGACGAGACAACGUGUCGGGGAUGUUUGUAUCGUGGAACCUCGGAGAUGGUAUUUAGAGAACACGAUGCGCAUUUUCUCGAAGUGCUGGAUAACGAGCUUGCAGCGGCACCGCUUCCGGACGGGAUGGAUGAUGCCGAGGAUAUGGAUGUCGUUGACGAAGAGGAUGCCGAGGAAGAGGGCGACGCCGACGAUGCAGAGGACGAUCCCAUGUCUGUCGAUGACGGAGAUGAGCUCGUCGUGAAGAGGAAGUGCGAUGGUAUCAUGGAUAUCGUGCUCGUAGGCGAGACGGACGAAAGGCAUGCUCAGGCGUGGCAUCCAUAUCGCUUCUAUGGCCGCGUGAGGGAAUGGGAUGGAUUAAUCGCAUUGGUGCGCGUUCCCGCCAACGCCGGUGCCCCGCAUGUCGGUCUUUGGAUAUUCACGGGAUACGUCGUCGGUGGUCAGACGCUCGUUGGGAACUGGAGGACGUCGUCGCACCCUGGUGAGCCGGUCACGUUCGAGGGUGCGUUCGUGAUGUCAAAAAGGGACUGA